This is a messenger RNA of Impatiens glandulifera, 1698 nucleotides long. RefSeq names its product aspartic proteinase nepenthesin-1. The record is from RefSeq and is a predicted model, not a curated record. The transcript has a single exon. Gene Ontology annotation, biological process: proteolysis. Lineage: Eukaryota; Viridiplantae; Streptophyta; Magnoliopsida; Ericales; Balsaminaceae. The coding region runs from base 220 to 1584 and encodes 454 amino acids. Gene Ontology annotation, cellular component: extracellular region. Gene Ontology annotation, molecular function: aspartic-type endopeptidase activity.
GUUGCUUUUAAUUAAUCUGUGAGGUGGGAAACUAAAGAGUUUAUCCUAAUUCCACCAAUGUUGUCUGUCGACAUCUCACCAACCAUGGCUGCUAGCUAGAGGUUGAUCAUCAACUCUUGUAAGUUGUAACCCUAACAAUUAAUCUUUUUCUCUCUCUCUUUCUCACAUACAUAACCUAGUUAAGAUGAUCAAUUCCUUCUCCUUAUAUUACCCAUCAUUAUGAAACCCUCUUUCUCCCCCAUUUUACCCAUGGCUCCAUUUCUAUGUUCACUUCUUUCCAUAGUAAUACUAUUCUAUGUUUCUCCUACAAUCUCUACAUCACGGGACCCAUCCCUCCAUAGCCAACCCUAUAAGCAAACCAGUUUUCGGGUCAGCCUGAGUCAUGUUGACUCCGGAUCAAACCUCACCAAGUUCGAGCGUAUACAACGAGCAAUGAAACGAGGACAAUACAGGCUAAGCCAGCUCAACGCCAUGGUCUUGGCAACCGAUGGUUCAUCCUCAGAAGAUGUCAAGUCUUCAGUCUAUCCAGGAAGCGGCGAGUUCUUGAUGAAGUUAGCCAUAGGGACUCCGCCUGAGGAAUUCUCUGCUAUAAUGGACACAGGAAGUGACCUAAUAUGGACUCAAUGCAAGCCUUGCCAAAACUGUUAUGAUCAGCCCACUCCCAUCUUUGAUCCCAAGAAAUCUUCCUCUUUCUCCCAGCUAUCUUGUUCUAGUAAGCUUUGUGGUGCCCUCCCCGCAUCCCACUGUCGAUCAGACAGUUGUGAAUAUUUGUACGCCUACGGGGAUUAUUCCUCUUCUCAAGGGAUUAUGGCCACGGAAACGUUCAGUUUUGGUGGGAAUGUUUCCGUGGCCAAUCUAGGGUUUGGAUGUGGGGAGGAUAACGAAGGAAGUGGGUUUAGCCAGGGAGCAGGCCUGGUGGGUCUGGGUCGAGGCCCGCUCUCUCUUGUCUCACAACUCGAGGAACCUACUUUCUCGUAUUGUUUGACGUCCAUUGACGACACAAAAACUAGUAGCUUGUUAGUGGGUUCAUUGGAUUCGAACAAGAUUGAUACUAGCAAGAUGAGUUAUAAGACCACUCCUUUGAUCAAGAACCCGUCUCAACCUUCUUUUUAUUACCUAAAUCUCGAAGGCAUUACUGUUGGUGGCAGUUCCUUGCCAAUCAAGAAAUCUACGUUUGCUCUAAAUAAGGAUGGUAGCGGAGGUAUGAUCAUAGACUCCGGCACGACGAUAACAUACCUAGAAAAUAGCGCAUUUCGCCUUGUCAAGAAAGAGUUUGUCAAUCAUGUGAACCUUAAAGUUGACAAAUCUGGCUCGACUGGGCUUGACUUGUGCUUUGAAUUGCCAACCGGGACAUCCUCUGUGGAGGUGCCGAAGCUCGUGUUCCAUUUCGAGAAUGCGGAUUUGGAACUCCCCGUCGAAAAUUACAUGAUAGCAGAUUCAAGCGUCGGUUUGAUGUGCUUGGCCAUGGGGGGAUCGAGCGGGAUGUCCAUUCUUGGAAAUGUACAACAACAAAACAUAUUGAUUGUUCAUGAUUUGUCCAAAGAAACCCUAUCAUUCAUACCUACUCAAUGUGAUCAAUUGUGAUAAUGAUGAUGAUCAUAUCCCAGCUUGCUUAUUCCAUUGGAACUCAUUAUUAUUUUCCAUGAAAUUAAUCAUAUGUUUAAUUUCCAUCAUCAUGUAUGCAAUAUUGGUAAUGUA